This is a messenger RNA of Durusdinium trenchii, 576 nucleotides long. Lineage: Eukaryota; Dinophyceae; Suessiales; Symbiodiniaceae. The record is from the annotation of a GenBank genome assembly.
GGGACAGAUCUUGGCCUACAUGGCAUUCUGCGAGGUUUCCCAGGAUCAGUCUCCGGGCACACCUGCUGCGGCGGGAGACUUUGGUUUCAAGGUCUUGACCGCGUCCGACCCUGAGGAGAAAACCAAAAAACUUUCGGCCGAGCUGGCAAACGGCCGACUUGCAAUGAUGGCCAUCAUCGGAAUGUUCUUCCAGGAUGGCCUGACCGGAAGCGCCUGGGGAGAUUGGGCCAACUACACCGCUUCUCCUUUGCGAGCCUUUGAGAACGAGUUGGGCGUGCAAGCGCCAGUUGGGUUUUGGGAUCCUGCUGGGUUCACAGCGGAUGGCAGCGUGGAGGACUUCAAGCGACGUCGUCAGACUGAGUUGAAGCACGGCAGGAUUUCUAUGUUGGCAACCAUGGGCUACAUUACACCUGAGAUCACUGGAAAGUUGCCAGGGUAUUUGUCGCCAUCUGCCGGCCUGAAAUUUGCUGACGUGCCAAAUGGACUUGCAGCAAUUUCCAAGGUGCCUGCAGCAGGUUGGGGACAGAUCUUGGCCUACAUGGCAUUCUGCGAGGUUUCCCAGGAUCAGUCUCCGGG